AUGCGUUCAAGAUUAGAAAUGCUUCCCGAUGAAAUGUUAUUAGAAAUUUGUCGUUAUCUACACAGUGGUGAUGUUCUUUAUUCUUUUUUUGGUCUAAACUCUCGUUUUAAUCAAAUGACCACAUUCUAUUGGCAACAUGUUUCACUUCAUCGAAUGUAUUACUUAAAAUUUCUUCAUAUUUUCACACAAAUUCUUCCUCAAAUCAGUUCAGCCAUUCGUUCGUUAGUUAUCUUCGAAAUCGAAUCUCCAUUAUUUUUCCAAUCUUUUUCCAAAAUUCACUUUUACGAAAAUCUAGAAAAGUUAACUUUAGUCAAUUGGACCGAUGAAAAGUUAUUUUUAUUUCUUGGAACAUUACAUAACAUGAGAAAUUUCCAUCGGUUAAUCAUUCAAGCGUUGGAUUUGACCGAAUCGAUGAAAAACAGAUGUUUUCUCGAGAAAGUCCUUAGUGCAAAUGAAAAUCAGUUGACUCAUGUGAUGUUCGAUCAUGAAUCUGACGCAUUUUGCUUGACCGAUAAAGAAAAGUGUAAUGCAAACGUUUAUCCCAACAUUCUUCAAUUAGAUAUUGAAUUACAAACAACGAAGGAUCUUUUUCAACUUUAUCGAAUGAUUCCCAAUGUUGAAAAACUCCACAUAACGUUCAAACGACCAUGGUCGAAAGUCAUCUGUGAUCAACAACAAUUCUUUUAUUUGAAAGAGUUGUCCGUUUAUGCAAUGAGUUGGUUUUCGACUCUCGAGGAUUUGAAAACUUUGUUAAGAAUUUCUCCAGUUUUAGAAAAUCUUUCUGUAGUUCUUGUUAGUCACGAUUAUUCACUUAUUAAUGGUCAAUGUGUUUCAGCACUUCUCCCGUCGACGACUAAGAAAUUCGAUUAUAGUAUUUGUUAUCAACCAUCAGAUUUAAACGCAGAUUUGAAUUGCAAAACAAUACUUCAAACAUGGAAAUCAAUUCCAAUUGCGUAUUCGAUUUGCGAAAAUGACAAACGAAUAUUUUUACAUACGACCAAUUAUCAAUGCAAUCGCUUAUCCUUACGUUCACUUUUUCAUAAAAAUAUGUCCGUACGAAAAGACAGUCAUGUCUACAAUAAAGUUCGUCAUAUACAUAUUUAUGAUACAAUUGCUCUAGCGGAAGUUUUUGGCAUUGUCCAACAUUGCAAAUUCGUUCUAGAUUUGAUUAUAUCUAUGCGAACAUUACCACCAAGAAAUCAAGUUCCAGUCGAAACUCCGAAAGUUUUUCCACAUUUAAAUCGACUGGAUUUUUUAUCGAUCCAAGGCAAUCCAUCGGAUACUGAAUACAUUGAAAAGAUUCUUUCCGUUGCGCCGAAUCUUUCUGCAUUCUCAAUUGAUUUCGAUUGUUUAUAUAAAUUACUUUCAAAUGAUGACCAAACAUUACUUUUAUAUUAUCUUCUCUCUCGACGUAUUGUUAUUUUAUGUAUUCGCUUUGAAAAUAGCCUUAUUGACAAUUUAACAACUGAACAUAUUCAUUACAUUGCUCGAAUCUUUUCUCAAGUAAAUCACAUUUGUUUUGACUUACGAAACUCGAAACUUUCCAUUCAAUCACGUCUGAUUUCAUCUAUUUUGAAUUCUUUUCCAAAAUUAAUCGUUCUCAGUUUAUACGGGAAAUUGUCUGAUGAGAUUAACUCGAACAAAAAUGCAUUGUAUGAAUAUCUCAUUGAACAGUCAACAGGUCGAUUGAAAAAUCGAGAUCAGUUCCAAAUUGAUUAUGGAAACGAACGAGUCAAAGUUUGGAUGUGA
Molecule: messenger RNA, 1749 nt
Organism: Adineta ricciae
Lineage: Eukaryota; Metazoa; Rotifera; Eurotatoria; Adinetida; Adinetidae
Source: the annotation of a GenBank genome assembly